This is a messenger RNA of Cavia porcellus (domestic guinea pig), 810 nucleotides long. Its product is annotated as interferon alpha-inducible protein 27, mitochondrial-like. Lineage: Eukaryota; Metazoa; Chordata; Mammalia; Rodentia; Caviidae. Gene Ontology annotation, cellular component: membrane; mitochondrion. The transcript has 5 exons. Gene Ontology annotation, biological process: apoptotic signaling pathway. The record is from RefSeq and is a predicted model, not a curated record. The coding region runs from base 30 to 650 and encodes 206 amino acids.
CUCAAGUUGGGAAGCUUCACAUCUUUACCAUGGAAUUAGCUGGUGCGGGCGCUCUGGCUUCAUCUCUGGGUGCUAAGAUAGCAUCAGCAGUGACCUUGGCUCAAGCUGCCGGGACGACCACUGGCACCUUCAUAGCUGGCCUUUCAUCGCAGGGGCUCGCACUGGUACCUCAGGCUGCCCUGGCCCCUGCAGCGUCUGUCCUGGGCUCUGCAGUGUCUGCCCUGACUCCCGCAGCGUCUGCCCUGGGCUCUGCAGUGUCUGCCCUGACUCCCGCAGCGUCUGCCCUGGGCUCUGCAGGGACUGCUCUUGGCGCCAUCCUGCCAGAGUCCUCUGCUGUUCUUGCUGUGGCAUCUUCCUCAAUUGGAGCCAAGAUUGUCAUAGCUGCAGCUGGAGGAGGGCUGGCCGUGGUGUCUGUGCCCCUGGUGCUGAGUGCUGUGGGCUUCACGGGGGCAGGAAUCACUGCCUCCUCCCUGGCGGCCAAGAUGAUGUCAGUUACUGCCAUUGCCAAUGGUGGUGGGGUGCCCGCAGGAAGCCUGGUAUCCAUUCUGCAGUCCGUGGGGGCAACUGGUCUCACUGCAUCUUCUAAAACUUUGCUGGGCACCGUUGUGUCAACUGGGACAGCCAUUGUGGCAUCAGCGGUGGGCCUCUAAUAGCUCCAGGCCCUUGCUUGAGAAGGAAAGGACCACAGGAGCAGAGACUGGUGUUCCACAGCUGGGCUGACCCAGGAAGAGACCAGUCCUGAGGUGACAAGUCACCAAAUGGUAUAUCCUUAGGGAAAAGAAAGAAUAAAAUGAGUUACUGUCCACCUUA